Ailuropoda melanoleuca (giant panda) is the source of this 1605-nucleotide messenger RNA. It is a transcript of the gene FLYWCH2, whose product is annotated as FLYWCH family member 2. The record is from RefSeq and is a predicted model, not a curated record. The coding region runs from base 1 to 507 and encodes 168 amino acids. The transcript has 3 exons. NCBI's taxonomy places the organism in Eukaryota, Metazoa, Chordata, Mammalia, Carnivora, Ursidae.
AUGGCCGUGUCGGCCGUCUGGGCGCGCCUCAGUGUCCUCCUCUCGUGGCCUGGGGGACUGGCCAUUGUCCCAGAAUGCCCCUGCCGGCCCAGCGAGCAAGAGGGCGAGAGUGUGAAGGCUGGCCAGGAGCCGUCCCCGGAGUCCCCUGAGCCAGGCACAGAUGUCGUCCCCGCAGCCCCCAGGAAGCCCAGGAAGUUCUCCAAACUGGUCCUGCUGACGGCCUCUAAAGACAGUGCCAAGGUGGCAGGGGCCAAGCGCAAAGGCGUGCAUUGCAUCAUGUCCCUGGGGGUGCCUGGCCCCGCCACCCUUGCCAAAGCCCUCCUCAAGAUCCAUCCUGAGGCCCAGAGGGCCAUUGAGGCUCCCCCCCAGGAGCCUGAGCAGAAACGCAGCAAGCCAGACACAGACGGAAAAGAAGAUGGAAGGUUGGCAGGGCAGUCUGCCCCCGGUACCGAGGUGGUGGGGGAGGAGCCCACCGCAGAUGCCGUCAUGCGCAACAUGCCCCUGUAGGUCUGACGAGCUCGGGUAUGCCCUUGCUGGGUCAAUGAACUUGGCUGUGACUUCUGCUGGGGACCCAGUUGCAACUGAUUUUUAUUCUCAAACAUUGUGUAAUUUUUUCCAAAUGAAGUAUAAAUUACUUUUAUAAACAGAAAAAAACUCACAAAGCGUAAAAGAAGCUGUAUGCUAGGUCCCAUUACGGACAGGUUUUAAAACCUUCUGUGGUCCUUUGAGACCCCGAUGCAACCCCACCAGCCCUCCCUGGGCCCUUUCCCAGGGCUGCCUGGCCUAGGCCAAUGCUCAGACCCCUGACCCCUCAGCCUGGAGAGCCAUCACUGGCCUGGACUGAGCUUUCUCCUUCCUGCUGCUCUUGGCCUGAGACGGGGGCAGUGGGACCCCCCAGGCCUGAGCCCCUGCAAACCCUAUCUAGCCCCUCCCUGACCAUCCCUCCUUCAGUCUGCUCCUGCUGGACCCCCAGGAGGCUCGUGUCCUCCAGGCAGCCCACCAAACUGACAGCUUCCCCCCACCCCUGUGUUCAUGGCUGCCCAGAUUCUGCUGCGGAGGGGGUGGGCCUGCAAUAGGGCAGGUGGACCCCAACAGUGUAUGAUGCCCCUAUCAUGUUCCUUCUGGGUGUUUUGGGGGCUGAGAUUCCUGGGCACCUGAGCUCCUCCCCAGGCACCUUGGGUGCCGCCCCUACUAGAGGAGGAAGUGAACAGAACACUUCUUUUACCCCCCUGCAAACGGAAGUCAGGGUUCCCUGGAGGCCCCCUGACAGGAAAGGCUUUGGCCUCCUUCACCUCAAGUGGUCCUCCUGGUUUUGUGAAAACUGCCAUUGGGCAAAGGAAACAGAUUAUUUCUAAAGAGUUGAGACUAGAGGCCUUAUGUUUUUGAACAUCAUUUUCCCGAAUUGAACCUGUAUCUAUGGACCCCUCUAAGGAAAAGUGAGUUCCUCAGCAACCCCCCAGCCCAGCUCCAUCUCACUCUGUUACCCUCCAGCGUGGUUGUUACGUUUAUGUUCUGUAACCAGCAUUUGAAACGUUCCUUUGUCUUAACUCUAUAUUUAAAUAGAUACCCGCUCCUCACCACAUUUCUCCUUUCCUGCGGCUCUGC